GAUGUGUUGACCACUCAGCUAAACAGAUAUAGCAGCAGCUGGAGUAACAGUGUCCCAAAGAGGCACCGUAACACACAGAGUGUUACUCUCCUCCACCAUCGUUCAGUCAAACUCCUGGAUAACAGCACUGUUUUGUGAGGUGCUACAAGGCCACAUACAGCAAUAAUGGAGAUUGAGGAAGAGAUUUCACGUGAAGAUGAUGAUGAUGGCAGCUCAUCAUCACCAAAUGUAGAGUACAAGGCUGCUCACCAGGCGUUUAGGGAUCGCUGGAAAGAGACGGAUGACACCAUGUGUCGCCACAGCAUGUCCUUCCACCUGCACCACUCACUGCGGAGUGAGUUCUUCGCCAGCUACCUGUACCUAAUGGAGAAGAUUCCUGUGGUGAAGCUGUUUCCAGUCACCUGUGAGUACAUCAAAGGAGAGAAACAGUUUUACUACAGAGCUCAGAAGUUCUAUGAGGACGUCCCUGCCUCAGAGGAGGGCAUGCUGGGAGAUUUUGUGGAGAUAUGCAACAUCGAUCUAGAGGGUUCUCGGCAGUUUCUGAAGCGGUUUGUGGGUCCUGGUAAGGCUGGCACACACUGUGCUCUGGACUGUGGAUCUGGGAUCGGUCGUGUGACCAAAGGCGUCCUCCUUCCUGUAUUUGAGAAAAUGGAGAUGGCGGACAUGAUGGAGCACUUCCUGCUCCAUGCGCACGAGGAGUACCUUGGCGACGAUGCCGAUCGCAUAGAGACCUACUACUGCUACAACCUGCAAGAGUUCACACCUCCAAAAAACAAGUACGACGUCAUCUGGAUGCAGUGGGUGGCAUGCCACCUAACAGACAAGGACCUGAUGAACUUCUUGAUGCGCUGUAAGAAGAGUCUACGUCCAAAUGGUGUCAUUAUAAUAAAAGACAAUAUGGCGCGGCAGGGCUGCAAGCUGGACCCCAUCGAUAGCAGCAUCAGCCGUCACCUGGACAUCAUGAAGAUUAUCAUCGCCAAGGCAGGUCUGGAGAUCCUGGCUGUGAAGAGGCAGGAAGGCUUCCCUGAGAUCAUCAUGCCUGUCUGGAUGAUUGCGAUGAAAUAGAAGUAGCAUCUACUGUAAAAAGGUUCCGGUUGUUGUUGCUCACUUUGAAAGGGAAUCCAACCUAAAGCUGAAUUCACAUUUUAUUCCUCUUUUGUUUAAGUCUAGAUUUGUGAUCACGUCUCUGAAAACCACACUAACACUGCUAAAAAUCUACACAAUGUCAUCAGGAGAUAAAUCCUGAACUGGCGGUGUGCUUUUGCACAGCAUGAUGGCACCUGGGGUGAUUUUAUGGAGAAAGUAGUUCUGCUCAGCACUGAAAUGAAAUAAAGCUUUUACGUGGACAUUAACCUUCUACAGAAGGACUCUGUAUGUCCACAAAGCCAAGCUGUAAUUUAUUGUCAGCCGACCACCUCCUAGGGUUUGUCUCUUGAUGACAUCGAAGAUCAGCUCUCUGGAGAGUAACUGUUGGUGGAGCUUGUUCCUGUCUGAACUACGAGGAUCAUUGGAAUAACAUGUGGAUUCAGAUGGUUUCUCCUCUGAGUGAAUGAUUUGUAUCCAUUUCUGACUGAAUCCAACAUGUUACAGCACAAGCAUAACAUAUCAUCAGCAAUGAUGUGUCAUGUUAGAUUUCUUAAAAAAUAACAACAACAACAAUAACAACAAACUACAUUUUCAUAUAUUAUAGCAUAUGAUGAACAUGCCAUCUGUAUCUGGAUACAUUAAUUGGACAAUGACAUUUACACUUCGUAUUGAGUGUUUUUUUGUUAUCUUGAAUCUGGCUGAUUGUGAUCAGAUCUUAAUUUGCAUGUUAAGCAGGAGUGGGUGAACCUGUCAAACUCUGGUUAUGUUAUCCUUGUCCCAGGUCAUUGCCGACCCAUGAGAGUGUCCCAAAGCAAUGCUGCUUUAUGGUAUGGAUGUUUAAUGAGAACUGGAUACUAGAAUCGAAGAUGGCACCCACUCAAUUAGAUGAAAAUUGCUCACCGAGUGCAUAAGCCAGUAACAUGUUCUAGCUCUAGCUCGUUUUUUUCCAUGUUGUUUUACCCAUGGAACAUGUAGUCCCGCUGCCACUCCCUUUAUUAUGUGUAACUUUAAGUCUUAAAGUCUGGGUUAAGUAAAUUCAGAGAUUUUUUUAUUAACACAUCAUACAUGCUAGAAAAUACUUGUUGAAAAUAUGCUACGAGACUGGGAACUGUGUAGCACUGUGGAGUUAGACCAUUUUUCACCAUCUUUGGGAUUGUUUGGGAGGGCCUGAAAUCAUGGCUCGGUGAUGCGCUGGAGCCAUCCUUAAUAUAACCCCUUACCAGCUUAAUACAAAACUGCAGUUUUGUAUUAAGCUGGUAAGGGGUUAUGUUGCUUGUGGCAACAAGCUUGUGGCACUGG
Epinephelus moara (kelp grouper) is the source of this 2385-nucleotide messenger RNA. RefSeq names its product N-terminal Xaa-Pro-Lys N-methyltransferase (gene ntmt2). Gene Ontology annotation, biological process: N-terminal protein amino acid methylation. Gene Ontology annotation, molecular function: N-terminal protein N-methyltransferase activity. The record is from RefSeq and is a predicted model, not a curated record. Gene Ontology annotation, cellular component: cytoplasm. Bases 166 to 1065 code for a protein of 299 amino acids. Lineage: Eukaryota; Metazoa; Chordata; Actinopteri; Perciformes; Serranidae. The transcript is spliced from 4 exons.